Molecule: messenger RNA, 6161 nt
Organism: Mercenaria mercenaria
Lineage: Eukaryota; Metazoa; Mollusca; Bivalvia; Venerida; Veneridae
Exons: 2
Coding region: 448-4401 (1317 amino acids)
Source: RefSeq, a predicted model, not a curated record
GCUUUACGGUCGGGUAUCACUUUAACCAAUAAGCGCCUAUAUAAUCAAGACCUUCAAAAUGGCGGCCCCCAUGUCAGCUGAACGAAACUCCAUUUGCAUGGUGGAACUACUGUCACGGCCUUACAAUUUCCUGACGUUGGCAGAUACAAAAUAUGGACUAAAGUUAAUAUGCAAUCAGUCUUGGUGAUGAUAAACAAGAUUAUAAGCAAAGCCGAGUUGCUGUAAUAGUACAGAGCAGAAAAUCUCAAACUGUGCUAAGAUUUAUCUUCACGUCGGCUGCAAAAAAGGCGAGGAACUGUAAAAAAGUUGCUUCAAUUUUAACAGUAUAUUUUAUAUCCCGGAUUUAAUCUUGAGAUAAUGUUUAUCUAGACUCUUGGAAGUUCUGACUAAAUUACUGUAACAAACACGACUUAUAGACUGACGAAUAACAACAGAAAAUAUUAAAACAUGGCCCAAAAGUUGUCCAGUGUGAUUUCAACAAGCAGACCUGUUGACCAGAUGGGUAAAUUACCUAUCACGGAGUCAUGUACAACCACUCCUUGUUUUUCGGACUUAGAUAGUGGGUGCUUGACAUCAAAGGAUACACCAAGAGUACUUGUAAUUCCUCGAAAUCAACAACAGGUAUUUGCAGAAAAACAGAAAGUUUUGAAAAUAUUGAAAAAGACUUCAGGUGAGGGAAGUGUAACCAAAGAUGUAAACACCUCUUUGGAUGUAAGCGAAAACGCCAUACUCGACAUUUCGGCUUCAUCAGGAAGCACAUGUAUCUCUAGCAGACACUUAAAAUCAAGCAUAACUGAUGUAAAUGACCGUUCGGAUUCUGAUGAAAUGAUAAUAACUACAGAUAUUGUGAACACGAAGCCCCUUCUUAAUCUACCUAAUAGAGUGUUUCAAUCUCCUUUUAUUGUAAGCAAAACAGCAAUAUGUUCGUCGAAUGAGAUAGAUCAUACUACUGGAAUGAAAAAUGCUAUAUUAAAUGCAGACAAGCGAGAAUUGCUGAAUAAAUCAGGAAGUAAUAUUCAUACAAAAAGUGAGACAUAUUUGAAUGAAAGUUUGAAAAGAAGGCAUUCUUAUGAUGAAGAAAAUAAUACAAUAGUGUCAAUAAAACCUUCAUUGGGAGAAACAAUGACGUCAGUCUUAAUACACAGUACCCCAAAAAGUUCAGCUGUUAUCGGAAAAGCAGUACAUUCAAAUUUACAAGAGCCUUUACAGAGAAGUUUCCAAGCUGUCUCAAAUAUUGGCAUGGUUACUAAACCUUCAGAGCUUCAUCCACCUUUAGUUUCUAGGCUUCAGGCACCAUUUUAUCCUAGUCAGUCACCAUUAAAUCAUGCUCAGUCAACAUUACAUCUUGUUCCAUCAGCACCAUUUCAGGCUGCGACAGUGACUCAUGAAACAUUUAACGUUCCUUCAGUUUUAGUGUCUGCAACAGGUCUCGUACCGUUAAAGCCAACAGAAAAUACACCCGUCUGUUCUGAAAAGAAAGUCCAGACGAACAUAAAAGGUGAAGAUUUCACGAGAAAGCCAGUAGCAGCAUCUCUAUCUGGCCAGACACUGUUUGAUUCUGUUACAUCAGCGAAUGUUAAAUCAGUUGCAGCAUCGGCAAGGCACACGGAUAGUGCAUUAGGAUGGAAGCAGAGACCGGCUUUGCAGCUUAAUUUGCCCAAAACACCAGUUUGCUUUAAACAGAACUACCUACCACCUUUUAAACCGCACACUACGAGUGUGCUAAACAGAAGUGAACCUCUAUUAGGCACAACAAGUCCGAGUGUAGCAAAUUUCUUAAAUCAUGGAUUUAUUACGUACAAAAAUUGUCGGGAUGGAUUUCGGGCUAUUGUUGUUGACACAAACGGUCGUUACAUAAUAUACCCUAUAGUGAAACUUUCAGAAGACGGAGUUGCAGAAAAUAUUAAAUGUAAUUCAGUCACUGCAGCUACAAACGUAGAAUCUGCCGCACCUUUGAUGGCUAAUAUUCCCCCUUUCUCAGGUCCAAGCACAGCUUCAGUGCAGAAACCGUUAUAUGAUAUUUCUUCUGCUGCAUUGACGUCCGCCCCAUGUGUGGCAAAGGUUAUUCAAGAAACAGCGAUUUUAAACUCUCGAGCAGUUUCGGGUACGGUGUCAUUAAAUAAAAAUCCGCCUGCUCCGCUAGCAUCGACAAGCUCCACGGCGAAAACUGUAAAUGGAAUAUGUGCAAAAUCGCUUUUGAAUUCUAGUGAUGUUCUUGAAGACAUAUUUUCUGAAAAAAAUCCAUCACUUGCUUCAUCCGUAAAGUCAGAAAUAGGUAAAUCUUCAAAAGAACAAACAAAAUAUAGAACUGUUAAAGAGACCACAAAAAACUCGUCAAAAUUAUUUGAUAGUGAUAGUAGUACCUACUGUGUCAACGACAAAGACACAGUGAAAACAAGUCAUUCAUACCAGGAACACAUGCUUUCUAAAGAUUGCAAUUCUGAAAAGUUUACUUCUAAGACAAUGAUUGAUUUAGACCAAAUCAUUGAAAACGAAAUCCUUUGUAUAAAUGGAGUAGGAAAAAAGAAAGAAAGCUCAGAUUCGACUAAAGAAAGGUUCCCAUAUUUUAUAUUGUCUGAGGGAACAAGCGACUGCUAUAGGCAUGUGAAAGGAUUAAAACCGGAACAUGUAUUGGAAAAUUCGCCAGGUCUUCGAAAUCACGUCGAACAACAGCUUAGCACACAAAGCAAUCAAACCAUUUGUUCUAACACUACAAAUAGAAACAAGAGCGCCGAGACCGCUAACCCACUUGUUUGCAUUCCAUUUAGCCAUGAUGUUGAAAGCGCAUUACAAAGUAGGAAUGAAAAUGAAGAAUUCAAUUUAGAUUCAGAGGGAGCGCAGAAAAUCAGUCCUUAUCCUUCACCGAUUUUUCUUGUCCCAAACAAACAUCACAGGACUUUUUACUCAGUAAUAGAAGACACUGAAAACCAAGACAUACAGGUACCAGUAGGCUCUAAUCUUCAGAGUCAGUUUUUAGAAAGUGAGCGGUCUGUUUACUUUCCAGACAAAUGUGAUAGCAUAUGUACUGAAGAUUCUGUUUGUGUUUCCUCUGUAAAAUUUAAUGCAGAUUCAGAUAGGAUUGAUACAAACCAAGGAAUGGACUCAAUGAUAAAGUAUUCAGAGGAAAAUUUUACUUCAAAUGUUCAGGUUGAAACAGACCAAACGAACAGAGACACAGCAGCUAUAUUAUCUACUGAUCUGGUGAAAAUUGAACCACUAAAUGAUGAAGUAUUAACAAAUGAUAAAAAAAUUUAUUUGUAUAAUACAAAUUCAGAAAAUGGCUCAACGCAAGAUAAGAUUGAAAUAUGUACAUCUUCUGUAUCUUUCGAUUCAAAUGUUAAGCUUAAAGCAGAACUCCAGGAUAAAGUCCCUCAAAUACUCAGUGAUAUUCUUAAAGUAGAGCUACCAAAUGAAAAUAUACUGACCUAUGAAAUAAAUUGUGAUAGGAGUGUAACAAAUCUUGACAAAGAUUCACCGCCAGAAAACUGUGUGACUGUAGAUUUAGCUGCACAUGUCCAGGUAAAAAUAGAGCCGCAGGACAAAGACACAUGCCCGCCCAUGUCCUUAAAUGGCCAAUUUUCAGAUGUUACGACGUCUCCAGAUAAAUUUGUUACAGACGUCAUGAUAAAAGCAGAGCAGUCAAACAUAGAAGCGUGCUCGCCAGUAGCUAGUGAUCUUGUAAAAAUAGAACUAGUAACUGAUGAUAUUGAUAAAAUGGUAAAAGAAACCAAUUCUGAUAUAUGUGACCAUCCAUUUGAAACAGAUUUGUUUUCAAAAUAUGCCGACUCCAAUAUCGGAACCGAGUCAUUAAGAAAAAAUUCACAGCUACUAAGUGUACGUCAAAUCACCAAGCCUCAUAAUGUCAAAGGAGCAGAUUAUGCAAAUUCUAAUACAAACAAGGGGAAUUACUUGCAUAUAUCAGAUCAAGCAUCUAAUAAUAGUACUUCUGCAGACGUUGAUGCAGAAUUCAAAAUAGAUAAUAUGGCUUAUAACAGAAAGAGAAAGCACGACUCUGGUUAUAUAACUGUCUAUGGUGGUAAAGAAAGUCUGGUGAAGAAAUUAAAAUCAGGCACCUGUCUGCUUCCUGAAAAUGUUUUUUCGGUAUUAACGAAAAACGAAUCAAGCUGGCAGAUAUGUAAAUCAAUUUUCUAUGACCAUUUUAGUUAUAAUUACAAAUGUAUGCCUCAUGACCAACCUGUUAUUAAACAGGUGUUCAAAAACUGCGACCACAACUAUUGUAUUCCCUGCGCGAAUUUCAAUGACCACACUUAUGCCAACCCUUACGGAAUGGUCAGAAAGCUGCGAACAUACCGUGGACAUGCUGCGAAUAUGCCGCGAAAUACCUAUUCGCAGAAAGUAUUCGCGGGAUAUUCGCUGCUACCGCGAUCAUGCCGCAAUUGAUUUGAUACUAGUUCGCAGGAAGACCAGUCAUACGGCAUGUUCGCGAGAAGAACUUAGAAGAUUAUAAUCUUUUGGUAAACUGUUCAUGAAGAGCUUUUAUAAGAUCAGGUUAUUGUAGAUCAAUUAAUUUGUAACAUUAUCUGUAAGGUCACAGUAUGAGUCUGAUAAGUUUAUUACAACCUGCUAUUCUGGACAGGUUUAGGAGGAAAUCUAUGUGCAUUACAGACAGUUUUCAUGAGUGAUUCUUAGAGGCUGAUAGGAAUAUAUUCUUUUUGUGGUAAUUAAGUCAGAAAAUUUAUGUUUAAUAUCUAUACUCAUAUAUCUCAAUAAACAUAAGGAUUUUGAAAAUGAAAUAGGUAUGCUUAAACUUUUGCAGAGCUGUAUCAGAUUAUCUAAAAAGAAUUUGACAAUUUCUAAGCUUUAUAAGUCUGAUAACAUGUAAAACUAUGACAGACUUGUAGUGAUACGUACAUUGUAUAACUUUUAAGCAAGAAAUAUCAUUGGGAUGAAAUAAAUACAUGCACUCAGACACUGUUAUUGAAAUGACAAUUAACAGAAUUCAAACAUAUUUUAUCAUCAAAACCCAAAACGCUCCAAAUAUGAUAUGAAAAAGUUCAUCGUUAACAAUUUGAAUUUGUUACAUUCAGUGUUCAAGUUUAUUCAAUAAAUUUAUAUCCCUGAUUCCUAUUAAUUUGUUUUUGCACUUUUUCUGUACAUGCUUUUUUGUACACAAUUUCUGUGGUGAUCGUUUUCAGCUAGUUCGCGGCAUGUUCGCAGCAACUAAUUCGCGGGAUGGAUCGCAUCAAUUAGUUCGCGGGAUGAUCGCAGCAUCUUAUUCGCGGGAAAUCCACAGCUACUAGUUCGCGGGAAAUUCGCGGCAACUUGUUCGCAGCAAAACUAAUUUGCAUGUAAAUAGUGAACACCAAACGAACAUCCCGCGAACAAUUACACCAAUUGUAUCAAAAGUGUUCGCGGCAUGUUUGCCGGAUAUUCGCGGCAUGAUCGCAGCAAGUGUUCGCGGCAAGCUAUAAUAAUUCCGUAAGGGAAGCUUUUAAGAGUGGCCUGUUCAUGUUAUAAUAGAGCAAUGUCGGCAGUUAUCGAUACCUUAAGCAUUAUCAUAAUAUAACUGAUUUUGUUUAUAGAAUUUACGUUCUGAAGGAAGCAUAAAAUAUCUAUAUCGACAGGUUAGGGAAACAAUCUACUAUGAAUUUUCUAAUGGGGUCGGAAACUGCCGACAAAAUGUUUUUAUGUCGGCAGAUAUCGACUCCCCAUUCUGUCCUUGGCAUCUAGGUAAUAUUUUCUUCCAUAACUGUUGUCUUUCCCACUUGUCCUCGUGUUGCAUGUUUGAAAGCAAUUUUAAGGGAGAGAACACUAUCCACCUUUCGACUUGCAGUAACCAAAUAUUACUGUGGGAGAUACGUCCUGUCAGUAAGAGCAAUAUCUUGAUGUAAAACGAUAGUGUACAUGAGUUUCGUUUGGACUCACAGACAUUUAAGAAGAACUUGUGACGUCAUAAAAACACCACAGAAAAUAUUAAAGACUGGCAUUAGGGUGUCGAUAACUGACGACUGUCGGUAUUACCCGACAUUACGCUAGUUUUCAUUUCAAUGUUUAUAUAUAAAUAUAUUGUUACAUGUCAUACUUGUGUAUAAUUAAACUACACUGUAUAUAUUUCGGUGUAAAUGAGAUGUGGAACCAAAAUUUGUAGUCCUGUUUGGCGUAAAACCCAAAUAAAUAAAUGAAGUAUAUAUUAUAGGUUA